AUGAUUAUGGAUAAAGGACAACCAAUAACCUGCCCAAAAGCGAGAACUGAGACCAUGCGAAAAAGAAUGGAGUGUUACACAUUUGGCGAAAGCGUCUCUCGAGCUAAUUAUCUGAAAGAAAAUAUGAUUCAAAAUUACCCGGCAGACUGA
Molecule: messenger RNA, 150 nt
Organism: Nezara viridula (southern green stink bug)
Lineage: Eukaryota; Metazoa; Arthropoda; Insecta; Hemiptera; Pentatomidae
Source: the annotation of a GenBank genome assembly